Messenger RNA from Liolophura sinensis, 3520 nucleotides. Its product is annotated as activating signal cointegrator 1-like. The transcript has 12 exons. Gene Ontology annotation, cellular component: RQC-trigger complex; nucleus. The record is from RefSeq and is a predicted model, not a curated record. The coding region runs from base 7 to 1710 and encodes 567 amino acids. NCBI's taxonomy places the organism in Eukaryota, Metazoa, Mollusca, Polyplacophora, Chitonida, Chitonidae. Gene Ontology annotation, biological process: rescue of stalled cytosolic ribosome. Gene Ontology annotation, molecular function: zinc ion binding.
UCCAAGAUGGCAGCGCCCAUAGUCAUAUGGGUUUGUCGGGAGUUUUCAAGAUUUGAUAUUGACAUUUCGGAAGAAAAUGCCAGGUAUAUACUAUCGAUGAAUGACCCUCAUGACUUGGAAGAAUACAUGUAUGAAUUACUGGACAAGAAAGAUGCAAGAUGCAAAAAGUUUGUUAAUGAGCUUCUGGACCGUUGGAAACCAUCACAAGCAGUACCUGAUGAAGUUCAGGUAAAUGGUGUUAAUCAGAAGGUAUAUAAAAAACCUGAGGAAGAGGAAAGUUAUUUUAGUGGAGUAGUUAAAAAACCUUCACCAGUAAAGAAGGUUGUCAUGGAGACGGAUGCCCAGCCUCCCUUUCCAACUGUGAAUGGCCUAAUGCAAUUGGCUGGUGAAAUGGAGGACUUGAAUGUAGACAUCCAACAGUCUGAGAAACAUUCCAACUCACCCAAGAAGAAAAACAAGUUUGUUCCCCUAUAUAGUCAGGAGGGAAAGGCCAGGAGCGCAAUACAGAUACCAGGUCGUCAUUGUUGUGAGUGCCAAGCCUCCAAGCACCGCCUGAUCAGUAACUGCGUGUCAUGUGGAAGAGUGGUGUGUGAGCAGGAGGGCUCUGGUCCAUGUCUCUUCUGUGGAGAACUGGUGUGUACCCAAGAAGAACAGGAGAUUUUAUCACGAGGUUCAAAAAAGAGUGAAAAGUUACGACAGUUUUUGACCAAAGGAGAUAAUCGAGAUUAUUUGCCAACCACUGUAGCAAAAAUGGAAGCUGGCUUUGAGAAGGCAUUACAGCAUAAAGACAGACUGCUAGAUUAUGAUAGAACCAGUGUGUCCCGGACAAAAGUGAUAGAUGAUGAAUCAGAUUACUUUGCCUCCAAUUCAAAAUGGCUGUCUAAGUCUGAUCGAGCUGCACUUAAGAAGAGAGAAGCAGAACUUCGUUCUAAGAGACAUGCCUCGCGCAAAGACAGAAAGAUCACACUCGAUUUUGCCGGUAGACGGGUGAUUGAUGUAGAUGACAGUUCUUCGCUGAUGUACAACGAGGACGAUGAGGUGGUACAGCAGGUUCAUUAUGGUGCCCGGCCAAAGCAAGCAUUGAAAGAGUCCGCUGCACAAGGGGAGAUAAUGAACCCAACCAUUGAACAGUUACCGCCAAAGUUUGUACCACCAGGUGGUAGUUACAGUAAAAAGGUCAAAGGUGAAAGGUCAGAGGACAAUGGUAAUGUGGAUAAGAGGUCAUCUGUACGAAUACAGGAUAGAGAAUUACAGGAGAUGAAUGACGAAGGAAUGUGCAUGAGUAUGCACCAACCUUGGGCAUCACUUCUUAUCAAAGGCAUAAAAAAACAUGAGGGCAGGACCUGGUACACCCCCCACAGGGGUCGAUUGUGGAUAGCUGCCACUGGCAAGACCCCCGAGAAAGAUGACAUUGAGGACGUUGAACAGUUCUAUAGACAGUACUACAAUGAUCCUAAGCUUAAGUUCCCCACACAGUACCCAGUCAGUUGUCUGUUGGGCUGUGUGAAUGUGCUGGACUGUUUGGGCCAAGAAGAGUACAGGCAAAAGUUUCCUGAGGGAGAAUCUGCUUCAGCGUAUGUGUUUAUCUGUGAUCAUCCUCAAGAACUGGUCAUCAAAUUUCCAAUCAAAGGCAAACACAAAAUUUAUAAAUUAGAGAAUCAUAUUCAUCAAGGUGCUAAGAAAGGUCUGAGGUCUCCUGAAACAGUCUGACAUCUGUUGAAGACAAAACUCUGACAUCUGCUUGGUUAAAGAUUACCAAAGAUAGACACAUUGAAUAAUGACUGCCCUAGUCUGUUAUAAAACCUGACCCAGGCGCAAGGAAGCCAGUGUGGUUUGCUCAGGGAUGUGGCUGUGGGUGAUGAGCGAAGGUUUAAUGGACAAAUGACUGAUUUACAGUUACAUGUACUUCACAUGUUUGGUAACGAAGUUGAGCUGUCUGGCAUGUAGUACGUUUGUCAUAUACCUGAAGAGAAGAUGUUAACCUCUCAAAUGCAUCCAGUGAUAGCUUUUUUAAAUCAUCUCGAAAACUGUUAAUGUUUCGAUGGUGACAGUCACACAGUGUCACGUUUUUGUUUUUAACUAAAAUUAUAAUUCACAUGAUACUGUUCAAAUUGACUUUAUUUUGGUUUAUAGAUCUGCAGUUACAGACAGAUUUGCAUGGAAUGGUCAUGCAAACAGUGUGUUUAUCAUACUUGCAGCCCAACAGUGAAUAGUCCUCUACCGGGAUUUAUCUGGGGUAAAUGCAUGGCUCCUUAGUUUUACAAAAUUUACCUGGUCAUUUCAAUUUUUCACAACAUUAGCAUACAUGUCUAGACGCACUAAUACAAAUCUGUGUAAAUCAGAUUUUCUUAUUUUCCGUGAUAAAUCAUGAUGGCCACAUGCCUUUAUUAACCUCACAAAGACAGAGAAUUUACAAGAAUUGGAUUGUUAAAGUUUUCUCAGUGCAGAAGUUGCCAACUUCGUCUGUCCAUGAUUGGUCCUUUCUUGGGUACAAAUCAAAUUUAUGAUCUUCUCUUAACAUUAUACAGAAGUGAUAGGCCACAAUUAGGUUUUGUUAAAAAUGUGGAUAAAAUAUGGUAAAUAAUGUAAAAUUUCAUCCAUGGCUACUCUUUCUACCUCAUUCAGAGAUUUUGUUGGAAAGUAGGAUGACAUCCUACUGAAGAAAAGUUUCAGCACUAAAAGUGAUACUUUAUAACAAAUAUUUCCUGUAAAAAUGCAUCUGUUUGAGCGAAGUUUUAGGUCAUUUGCAAUAGGUUAAUAGUGUGAUAAUACUGGAAUGUGAUAUUGAUUCCACUAAAAAGAUGGCUUUUACAUACAGUUUAAAAAGUGGGUUGAAAUCGUCACAACUUUGGCUUCCUGUCAACUCAACUGUGUGUAGACUGUGUUUUGUUCACAGAUUGUUUGUUAACAUAAUCAGCAUACACUGUCUGUGAUGAUUGGGCGGUUAGUAGACACUUCUGCCAGAGUUGAUUCAAUUUGCAAUUUUACGUGGCCGUGUGCAUCAAGUAGCCUGAGACAAGACCUCAUUCAUUUUAGCUCGCCUUACGAAGUAAGCAGAGGCAUUGUGAGACGGGAUCAGAUGUUGUCGGUGGAGGUGUCGGUGUCCAGUUUGGUGAAAGUUUUUGGCCAAUCAUAGGGUUGCAGUAGCCACCCAGAGUACACAGAAAGCCUAUCAUCGGUAGCGAUUUGCAUAUUAAAGACCAUGGAAGUCUUUUACCUCAUAGCUCAACAUUUUAUUCAGCUGUUCACUGGGUUGCAAUUGCCUCCGUGUAAUACAUGGAUUGCCAGAUGUAGUUCGCGAUUUGCAUAUCAAAGACAUAUGUGGUAAAGUUGUGCACUAAGUCCCCCACAGUGAGCUUUACCACCACAAUGAUUUACAACUUCAUAACAUACGAAUCACUGCUCUGCAAUCCUUACGCAUAUGAUAAACAGUCCUAGUCGUAACAGUAUACUAAUGUUGGUCUUUCUUGUUGAUUUAUUGGCAAGAUCUUGGUACUAUAUAAUUAUACGAUAUGUAUGA